Colletotrichum destructivum is the source of this 2744-nucleotide messenger RNA. RefSeq names its product Putative sugar transporter, major facilitator superfamily, MFS transporter superfamily. Gene Ontology annotation, cellular component: plasma membrane. The record is from RefSeq and is a predicted model, not a curated record. Gene Ontology annotation, biological process: transmembrane transport. Gene Ontology annotation, molecular function: transmembrane transporter activity. The transcript has 6 exons. The coding region runs from base 445 to 2100 and encodes 551 amino acids. Lineage: Eukaryota; Fungi; Ascomycota; Sordariomycetes; Glomerellales; Glomerellaceae.
GACUUUUACCCAUCCCAUACCCACCCGCCUCUGCAGUGCUUUGUCUAGCCUGUAUGUUCUAGAAGAAUGCAAAAAGGGACCCCUCCCACCUCAUUUUCAUGCCGUUUCACUGAGAAGAAACAGCUGCGCUACGAUGAGAAAAGGGACUCGUUGCUACGACCUCCGAUUACACGCGACCCAAAGCAGACAAGCACAGGCGGCAUGCCCAGCGACUAGCUGAUCUGAUACUGAUCCUGUCACGGUCCCCACAAAGCCUGCUGGAACUCGGAAGCAGGGCCCACGCAACGGAACACCCGUACAAAUACUCACAGUACCCGACAUCCGCGAUCCGCUCAGUCGACAAUCACCAUCCUUGGUGCCCGGUGUGUUUUUCAAGCGGCUGAAAUAUCGACGAGAGACGGAGUUAGACAUAAUUUUGUCCCCCUCACCAUUGGAGGAAAAAUCAUGUCGGACGACGUCGAAAAAGCCGAGAGUCGCUCAUCCAACCCCGACUAUGACAGCGCCACGACCCACGAGGAAUCGGGCUUUGAGCCGAUCCGCACGGGCGGUGCCCGCGGUGGCUCACGGCCGCUCCGCGAGUCUCGCUCCCUCAGCCGGACGCGGUCGCACAACGGCUACAGCUGCGACGACUAUCAACAGAGCGACGACAAUCCGCCGAGGCGGGAAGCGGAGAGAAAGGAAGAGGAGGACCCCUACGAGGUGGCCUUCGAAGGCGGCGACAACGACCCCAUGAGCCCCCGCAGCCUGAGCAGCUUCAGGAAGUGGCUCAUUGUGUCGAUUGUGUCGUGCGCCAGUUUUUGUGUCACCGCUGCAAGUUCCAUUUACACAUCAACAUACGCCCAGAUGGAUGCAGAGUUCGACAACUCCCGUAUCGUAGGCACGCUCGGCCUGUCGGUCUUCGUCCUAGGCAUCAGCCUGGGCCCCAUGUUUCUGAGCCCGCUCAGCGAGUUCUACGGCCGCCGGCCUAUCUACAUCGUUUCCUGGUCCAUGUACGUUGUCUGGAUCAUCCCGUCGGCCGUCGCCAAGAACAUCGCGACCAUGAUCGUCGCCCGCUUCCUCGACGGCCUGUCAGGCAGUGCCUUCUUGGCCGUGUCCGGUGGCACCGUCAGUGACCUGUUCGCCCGCCAUGAGCUCCAAGCCCCGAUGCUCAUGUACUCGCUCGCCCCCUUCAUCGGGCCCUGCAUCGGCCCGUUGAUUGGCGGCUUCGUCAACUACAACGCCAACUGGAGAUGGACCUACUACGUGAUGAUCAUCUGGGCCUUUGCGCUGCUGGUCGCCAUCGGCGUCUUCGUGCCCGAGACUUAUCAUCCGAUCGUCCUUCGAAGCAAGGCACGCAAGAUCCGAAAAGAGACAGGUGACGAGCGCUGGAAGGCACCUGUCGAGAAGUCGACAAAGUCCGUCAUCAAGACCAUCGGCAUCUCGCUCAUGCGUCCCUUCCAGCUGCUCUUCUUCGAGCCCAUGGUCCUUAGCCUCGACAUCUUCUCCGCUAUCCUCCUGGGCAUCUUGUAUCUCUUCUUCGGCGCGUUCCCGCUCGUCUUCACCAACAUCCACGGCUUCAACUUGUGGCAAGUUGGCCUGACCUUCCUGGGCAUCCUCGUUGGCAUGUUCCUUGCCGCCGCGACCGACCCCCUUUGGCACCACAUCCGCAGUCAGCUUAUGGCCGAUCUGGAAAAGGAGACCGGGGUCGAGGGAGCCAGCGAGCCAGAGUUCCGCCUUCCGCCAGUCAUCUGCGGCGCCUUCCUGUGCCCCAUUGGCAUCUUCUGGUUCGGAUGGAGUCUUCAUGUACAUUGGAUCAUGCCUGUUAUUGGGUCCGCCAUUUUUGGAGCAGGAACCCUCCUCGUCUUUACUGGCAUCUUUACAUUUCUUGUCGAUGCUUAUCCUUUGUACGCCGCCUCGUCCCUCGCGAGUAACGCAUUUGUGCGAUGCAUGUUUGCUGCUGCUUUCCCGUUGUUCGGAACUCAAAUGUACACGAAACUCGGAUAUUCCUGGGCUUCGUCUCUGCUCGCUUUCUUGACGGUGGCCAUGGUGCCGUUUCCUUUCAUCUUCUUCAAGUACGGCAAGAGGAUCCGGGGUCGCAGCCGGUUUGCCACGCGUGCCUAAUGAGGAAGCGCACCGAAGUUGACGAGACGCGGCCGGACUUUGGCGAGCGGGCCGAAGCGACGAGAGAUUCAGCGACAGCGAGCGACGGAUCAGAUAUGAACGGCACCGCACAGACUUUCCACCUUGGCGCGUAGGGCCAACAGAGGCUCGCUGAUUCUGGAAUCCUGGAUGGUCGACGGACUAUUCGUGUUGUCGCACGCAGCCUCGAUCCAGCUGCUGUUGGUGCACCCGCAUAGUAUGCACGUUCCUGACCCAGAUGGCCGAGGCGGAAUGCUGCCCGGCGUUCUUGGAUGGGAGGUAAGUGGAGAGCAUGCACAGCAGACGCAGCUGUUGAUCGCGGCGAUCGUCGUGAGGUGACGGCAGUAGCCGUCUGCAAGAGGCCAGGAGUCAGAAGCUCAGGCCGUCGAUGGUUGGAGGGGAUUUAUCAGGCAGCCAUAUCGACAUAGCGAAGGGGGGUAAACGCAACGUAGGCAACGCAGCGCAUCGAAUCUGCCAAUGACAUACGAGAAGCUUUGGAUGGGCUUUGUGCCCACAUGCAACGAGAUAUCCCUACUGGCUGCUGGAAUGCAGAACUACCUAUAGACAGACCGACGCUCGGUACGUCGGCUAGACCAAUGUUAAUGCAAUGAUACUACACUGGCCGG